Dentiscutata erythropus is the source of this 1458-nucleotide messenger RNA. The record is from the annotation of a GenBank genome assembly. Lineage: Eukaryota; Fungi; Glomeromycota; Glomeromycetes; Diversisporales; Gigasporaceae.
AUGGUUGACUCAGACUAUACAUCUUCAAUUUCGGAAUCAAAAAUCUUGGUCCUACUUGUUUUCGUUCUCGUUAUCUUCCGGGUGGUCAAUGCAUUUUUGCAAAAACAAGCUACUAAUGUCGCCUCGGCAUUAAUAAAAAAUGUUACUAUUGUUGUAUUGGGAGACAUUGGGAGAUCUCCAAGAAUGCAAUAUCAUGCUUUAAGCUUUGCUCAAAAUGGCUGGAAAGUAGAUUUGGUAGGAUAUGAUGGUUCUAAACCUCUUACUUCCAUAACGAAUAAUCAAAAUAUCAAUGUUCAUUACAUAUCUCAUCCAUGGCACUUACCGGAUAAUAUACCAAAAUUAUUAUUUUUUGUGUACGCUCCGAUCAAAGUGUAUAUACAAAUUUUGUUCCUAUAUUGGACUUUAUUUGUAAGAAUAAAUCGACCAACUUACAUACUUGUACAGAAUCCACCUUCAAUUCCAACGUUAAUGAUUGUCCAGUUCGUUUGUUGGGCACGGCAAACAGAUUUGAUAAUUGAUUGGCAUAAUUUUGGAUAUACCAUUCUUGGAAUUCGAUUAGGCCACAAUAGCCGUAUAGUUAAAAUUGCGAAAUGGUAUGAAAAAUUAUACGGUAGGCGCGCACAUGCACAUUUGACCGUCACUGCUGCCAUGCACCGUGAAUUAAUGUAUAAAUGGGAGGUUCAAGGUGCCAUAUCUACCUUGUAUGAUCGACCACAAUCACAUUUCAAAAAAUUAGAUUUAGAAGAAAUUCAUGAGUUUCUUACAAGAUUUGAUUUAGAAGAAAUUAUUUCUAAGCAAUCGAUUGGGGCAAACUUUCUGCCUCCAUCAUCCACGACAUCGACCUUAUUGACUACUAAACCUUCACCAGAUACUCCCGCAAAGUAUCGCAGCGAUCGUCCUAUAUUAAUAGUUAGUAGUACAAGCUGGACUGCCGAUGAAGACUUUUCAAUACUAUUAAAAGCGGCAGAACAAUAUGACCAAGCCGCAGAUAAAACCUCUCAAAAUAAGUUUCCCAAGUUAGUUUUUAUCAUCACAGGUAAAGGUCCCUUAAAAGACAUGUACGAACGGGAAAUCAGUAAGAUUUCAUUGAAAAAUGUGAGAAUAGUGACAGCGUGGCUAUCUGCAGAAGACUAUCCGUUAAUAUUAGGAUGUGCUGAUUUAGGAAUUUCUCUUCAUAAAUCCUCCUCCGGAAUGGAUCUACCAAUGAAAGUAGUUGAUAUGUUUGGAUGUGGGCUACCUGUUUGUGCGAUUAAAUUUGAUUGUAUUGGUGAAUUGGUGCAACAUAAUAAAAAUGGCCUUAUAUUCAAUAAUGAGGAAGAGUUGGCAAGACAACUAAUUGUAAAUUAUCCUGCAAACGCGUCAAAAAUUGAAUCAAUGCGUAAGCAUGUGGACGAGUUUCAAAAAGAAAGAUGGGAUACAAACUGGAAUCGCGUUGUUUUACCUUUAUUAACUAUAUAA